Drosophila busckii is the source of this 1897-nucleotide messenger RNA. It is a transcript of the gene ich, whose product is annotated as ichor. The transcript is spliced from 2 exons. Gene Ontology annotation, molecular function: DNA-binding transcription factor activity, RNA polymerase II-specific; RNA polymerase II transcription regulatory region sequence-specific DNA binding. Gene Ontology annotation, cellular component: nucleus. Lineage: Eukaryota; Metazoa; Arthropoda; Insecta; Diptera; Drosophilidae. The record is from RefSeq and is a predicted model, not a curated record. Gene Ontology annotation, biological process: embryonic hindgut morphogenesis; embryonic pattern specification; embryo development. Bases 1 to 1797 code for a protein of 598 amino acids.
AUGAAGUUGUGCAGCAUGAACGGCCCAAGUGAAUCGGAAGUCGAAAGCCUGCUGAUGAGCCCCUGCUGGGGACCCACGCAGACCAGCAGCCAGGAUCAGUAUUUGCUGGAUGGCCACAAGCUCUUGCUGGAGCACGAUCUCGACUCGCUGCCCAGCGACACGGACCAAAAGAACUCGCUCGAUGUGCUCGACAAUCUGCUGCUGAGCAGCAGCUCACUGAACGCGCUCUCCGACCUGAAGCCACUGCCGCCCUUCACCGGCUACACUGGCCACUUGUCCAUCAAUGGCAUCUCGGGUCAUCAUUAUCACGCAAUAGCUCAGCGCCUGCCAGACGAAAGCAACAACAACUAUAUACAGAGUGCGUAUCACAAUCUGAAUGCAAAUCCCACGUCCACAACGGCAACGACGACUUGCAGUGGGACAGGCGGCGGCGGCGGCGGCAGCAACAAUGGAGGUAUCAACAAUAGCAAUUCGACGCAGGAGCACAACAUUGUCUCCUCGUCCACCUGCCUGCCCGAGAGCGUGUUGAGCGCGGAUGCGGACGCCUGUUUGGGCGAUGUGAAGCUCUUCGCCGAUAGUCAUCUAGAUUCUAAGCUCUACUCCGUAGCCGACAGCUGUGUUAUGAAUGCGCCAAGCGCUAACAACAAUGUGGGCGUCACCACUCUGGCCAGCAGUGGCUCUACCCUGACGCCCAUCGACCAAGUGGCGGACUCGCUGCAUGGCAGCGGCGUGCGCAUCUACAAGGACCUGACGGAGUACGUGGACAUGAACAGCAUUGACGACAUUGCGGCCAUCAUUGGCUCCGCGAUAGCCGACACCACGGUGCCCAACCAGCUGGACAAGGAGGAGGGCAACGACACACGCGACAGCUGGAUGGAUCUGGAUGCCUGGAUCGAUGGCAACUGCAUACAGCCCGAGGGCAAGGUGCUGGUCUCGCAGCAGGACACGCUCAGCGAUUUCAUACUGCCGCACUCGCCGCUGCCCAUGCACGCGAGCAGCUCCACACUGCAGAGUCUACUCAGCCAUGGCUACAUGCCGCUACUGCAGAAUCGACUGCAGCACGGGCCGCCAGGCUCGGGCGCGGGCACGACGACAACAACGCUGAAGAGCGAGGCGCCCAGUUCUACCUCAUACUGCAAUGAGCUGUCCGCAGCCAGCAGCAGCUGCAGUCCGCCGGGCUCUGUAGUCAGCACCACGGACAACAAUCUGAUGAUCAAUCCGCGCUAUCUGACCAACAGCAGCAACAACAACAACAACAGCAGCCAGCAGCAGCAGCAACAGCAGCAGCAGCAGCAGCAGCAACAGUCUGCUUACGCUCAGCUGACGAGCAAUGGCGGCAUGAGCGGCGCCAGCAUGAAGGACAACGGUCUGUGCAGUCCCGAUAUGUUGGGCAACUAUCCGCAUACGACCAGCACCACCACCACAAGUAGCGGCACGCCCAAGGCCAAGCGCUCGCGAGCGCAAAAGAAGUCCAGUCAACAGCAGCAGCAGCAACAACAACAGCAGCAACAGCAGCAGUCGGCGGAUGCUGGCGCGGCACAGCUGAACGCCAUGUCGCCCUCGGGCGUGGCCAGCUUUAGUGCCAGCGAUCUGAGCGGACUGCUGGGCAAGGAGAAGCCGGUACAUCGUUGCAGCAUCUGCAAUCGCGGCUUCCUGAACAAGUCCAACAUCAAGGUGCAUCUGCGCACGCACACGGGCGAGAAGCCCUUCAGGUGCGAUGUGUGUGCCAAGGCUUUUCGGCAGAAGGCGCACUUGCUCAAACAUCAACAGAUACAUAAGAGAAUUGGGCGUGACUGACCGCGGCCAGACCGCCACUAACAACAACAACCACCACCACAACAAGCAGCCACCCAAAAUCCACACUGGACUCCGGUUCAGCUGUGGACUGUGCUGGAGA